Myotis davidii is the source of this 2080-nucleotide messenger RNA. It is a transcript of the gene PGM2, whose product is annotated as phosphoglucomutase 2. Gene Ontology annotation, molecular function: phosphopentomutase activity; magnesium ion binding. The record is from RefSeq and is a predicted model, not a curated record. Lineage: Eukaryota; Metazoa; Chordata; Mammalia; Chiroptera; Vespertilionidae. The coding region runs from base 308 to 1984 and encodes 558 amino acids. The transcript has 14 exons. Gene Ontology annotation, biological process: purine ribonucleoside salvage; carbohydrate metabolic process.
UGCUGGAGCAGAGAGGGAAGCCCGCUUCAGACAUGCCUCCCUCCCUCUCUCCUCUCUAACUGGAGUCUCCACUUCCGACUUGUUGCUUCCUGCCGCCUACUGGUGUUCUUGGGGUGCGCGCUGCUCACUUCUGCUGAACUUGUUUCUCACGCUGUCACUCAUGUUCCGAAUCCGAACUUACAUGUGGUGUCAGGGGAAGAAACAUUCAAACCUGUGAAGAAUUUUUAAUCCUUUAACUUUGGAGUCAGUGAAACAACUAAUUGCAGAGGGCAAUAAAGAAGAACUACAGAAAUGUUUCGGGGCUCGCAUGGAGUUCGGGACAGCUGGCCUCCGAGCCGCUAUGGGAGCAGGAUUCGCUCGUAUGAACGACUUGACCAUCAUCCAGACUACACAGGGAUUUUGCAGAUACCUGGAAAAACAAUUCAGUGACCUUAAGCAAAGAGGUGUCGUGAUCAGCUUUGAUGCUCGAGCUCACCCAGCAAGUGGAAGCAGCAGCAAAAGAUUUGCCCGCCUUGCUGCAACCACGUUUAUCACUCAGGGGAUUCCUGUGUACCUGUUUUCUGAUAUAACCCCAACCCCUUUUGUGCCCUACACAGUGCUGCAUUUGAAACUUUGUGCUGGCAUCAUGAUAACUGCCUCCCACAACCCGAAGCAAGACGAUGGUUAUAAGGUCUACUGGGCUAACGGAGCUCAGAUCACCCACCCGCACGACAAAGGGAUUUCUCAGGCUAUUGAAGAGAACCUGGAGCCGUGGCCCCAAGCUUGGGAUGAUUCCUUACUUAACGGCAGUCCGCUCCUUCACGACCCAAGUGCUUCCAUCAGUAAGGACUACUAUGAAGACCUUAGAAAGUACUGUUUUCACAGGAGUGUGAACAAGGAGACCAAGCUGAAGUUUGUGCACACCUCCGUCCAUGGUGUGGGCCACCGCUUCGUGCAGUCGGCUUUCCGGGCUUUUGACUUUGUUCCUCCCGAGGCUGUUCCCGAACAGAAGGACCCCGAUCCUGAGUUCCCAACAGUGAAAUACCCGAAUCCUGAAGAGGGUGAAGGUGUCUUGACUUUAUCUUUCGCUUUGGCUGACAAAAUCAAGGCCAAAGUCAUUUUAGCAAAUGACCCAGAUGCUGAUAGACUUGCUGUAGCAGAAAAGCAAGACAGUGGCGAAUGGAGAGUGUUUUCUGGCAACGAGUUGGGGGCCCUCUUGGGCUGGUGGCUCUUUACCUGUUGGAAAGAAAAGAACCAAGAUCCCAAUGCCCUCAAGGACACGUACAUGCUGUCCAGCACCGUCUCCUCCAAAAUCUUGCGGGCCAUUGCCUUAAAGGAGGGUUUUCACUUUGAGGAAACAUUAACUGGCUUUAAAUGGAUGGGAAACCGAGCCAAGCAGCUAUUAGACCAGGGGAAAAAUGUCUUAUUUGCAUUUGAAGAAGCUAUUGGAUAUAUGUGCUGCCCUUUUGUUCUGGACAAAGAUGGAGUCAGUGCCGCUGUCAUAAGCGCAGAGCUGGCUAGCUUUCUUGCAACCAAAAAUUUGUCUCUGUCUCAGCAGCUAAAGGCCAUCUAUGUUGAGUAUGGCUACCAUAUUACCAAAGCUUCAUAUUUUAUCUGCCAUGAUCAAGGAACCAUUAAGAAAUUAUUUGAGAACCUUAGAAACUAUGAUGGGAAGAAUAAUUAUCCAAAAACUUGUGGCAGAUUUGAGAUUUCUGGCAUUAGAGACCUUACCACUGGCUAUGAUGAUGGCCAGCCUGACAAAAAAGCGGUUCUGCCUACUAGUAAAAGCAGUCAAAUGAUCACCUUUACCUUUGCGAAUGGAUGCGUGGCCACCAUGCGGACCAGUGGGACAGAGCCCAAAAUCAAGUACUACGCGGAACUGUGUGCCCCACCUGGAAACAGUGAUCCUGAGCAGCUGAAGAAAGAACUAAAUGAACUAGUUACUGCUAUUGAAGAACAUUUUUUCCAGCCACAAAAAUAUAACCUGCAGGCAAAAGCAGAGUGAAAUAUUCCAGCCUUGGGCACAAUUGCAUUUACCUACAUUAAGCUGAACUUGAUUUCUUUAUUCUUUUUUUAAAAUAAAUCUUUAUUGUUCAGAUUA